Messenger RNA from Lolium rigidum, 1182 nucleotides. Its product is annotated as F-box protein At5g07610-like. The coding region runs from base 1 to 1182 and encodes 393 amino acids. NCBI's taxonomy places the organism in Eukaryota, Viridiplantae, Streptophyta, Magnoliopsida, Poales, Poaceae. The record is from RefSeq and is a predicted model, not a curated record. Gene Ontology annotation, molecular function: protein binding. The transcript is spliced from 2 exons.
AUGGCCGGCGCCGGCGAAUGCCCAACCACAUUGAGCCUUCUGCGGCCACCAGAGAGCCCACAAGUGAUUGGCCAGCCUCCACGGAUGGAUCACUACAACAAGAUGGGCAGCUCCCUUGCCGACCUCACGGACGACCUCCUCGUGGAGAUUUUCUCCCGUCUCCCGGUCAAAUCCGUCUGCCGUUCCAAGUGCGUCUCUCGGUACUGGCACGGCCUCAUCAGCCACCGCGCCCACCGCAAGAAGCUCCCACAGACUCUCUCCGGCUUCUUCAGCCGCCACAUUAGCCAGGGCGACGGCCCCCGUUUCGACAGUACCUUGGGAGGACAGGAGCGGCAUGUUUCUGACCCAUCAUUGUCCUUCUUGCCCGGCUAUAGGACUGUUAGGCCCGUAGACUGCUGCAAUGGCCUCCUCCUAUGCCUCUGUUCCAAGGAUAGCACCAGCAAUGAACGCAAUUACGUGGUGUGCAACCCAGCUACAGAGAAAUGGCUAAUCUUGCCUGAUUCCGGCCGCCACAACGAGGUCUUUGCAAGACGUUUGUGCUUCGAUCCGGCCAUCUCAUCCCGCUUCCAUGUCUUCUCCAUUCUAGAGGAUGUGGAUGAUUGCAUCACUGACGUGGAGAUAUACUCGUCGGAAGCAGGUGAGUGGAGUCACAAGGAGAAUGGUUGGUCCCAAGAAAUUAUGUUGUACGACAGAAGCGUCUUUCUCAAUGGCAUGCUGUAUUUCAAAUCCUAUGAUUCGGCGGUAGUUACCGUGGACAAGGAGGGGAAGACAUGGAAGACCAUUCCUUUGCUGGAAACUAUGGCUGUUGAGAUCUCUCUUGUCUCAAAUGAAGCUCUAAUUGGCCAAUCUCAGGGCCGCUUGCAUUAUGUGAAUGCUAGGGACAGAGAUGCCUCCACACUAUCAGUCUGGAUCCUAGACAGCCAUCACAGCGGUAAAUGGAUCUUCAAGUACAAUAUCAGCACUUCCAAGCUUUUCGGACAUAAGGGAUUCAGGCUUUCACGAAACUAUAGUUUGAUUGCAAUUCAUCCGGACUGCAACCUGAUUUUCAUUAUUUUGAAUGGUGAGAAUUUGCUACUGUCGUAUGACAUGGAUCGCGGGAAAGUUCGUGUUAUCCACAAUCUCAAAGAUCCUUUUGAUGAGCGAUACAAUCCAUAUCUUCCAUAUGUUCCCUUGUUCACAUAG